Messenger RNA from Triticum turgidum subsp. durum (durum wheat), 1164 nucleotides. The record is from the annotation of a GenBank genome assembly. Lineage: Eukaryota; Viridiplantae; Streptophyta; Magnoliopsida; Poales; Poaceae.
AUGAAGUCGGCGACCUCCCUCCUCCUCGGCGCCGCGCUCGCCACCGCCUGCUUCCUCCUCUACACGUCCGUGGGCCGCGACCUCGGCGCGUGGUCGCCACCGGCGCCUCGGUGGGCGCCGGAGAAUGGUGGAGGCGGCGCCGAUCGGCCCAAGCAAGAGCUCGUCGUCGUGAAAGAGGAGGAGGUGAGUAGGGGCGUGGUUGCCAGCAGCGACGGCGGCGGCGGCGGCAGAGAUGAUGGCUCGUCGUCGGAGCAGAAAGGAAGGCAGCAGCGGCGGCAGAUCGUGAUGCCUGCGAACAAGCAACUGCAGCAUGACAAGCCCCAAGAUCUUGCCGAUCUGCUCCGACGAGCGGCGAACGCAGACCGGACCGUGCUGAUGACGGCGCUCAACGAGGCAUGGGCGGCACCGGGGUCGUUCCUGGACCUGUUCCUAGAGAGCUUCAAGCACGGCGAGAACACCGCGUACCUAGUGAACCACCUGCUCAUAGUGGCCAUGGACAAGAAAGCGUUCGACCGGUGCAACGCCGUGCACCCCUUCUGCUACUGGUUCAGGGUGGAGGGCAUGGACUUCGCCGCCGAGCAGAAGUACAUGAAGGGGGACUACCUGGAGAUGAUGUGGAAGCGGAACAGGUUCCAGCAGACCAUCCUGGAGCUAGGCUACACCUUCCUCUUCACCGACGUGGACAUCCUGUGGUUCAGGGACCCGUUCCCGCGCAUGUCGCCGGCGGCGCAGGUGGUGAUGUCGUCGGACUUCUUCGUGGGCGACCCGGACUCGCCGGGGAACUACCCGAACGGCGGCCUCCUCUACGUGCGGUCCUGCGCCAGCAGCAUCGGGUUCUACGAGCACUGGCAGGCGUCGCGGGCGCGGUUCCCCGGGAUGCACGAGCAGUACGUGUUUGACAAGAUCGUCAAGGAGGGCGUGCCCGGCCGCCUCGGCACCAAGGUGCAGUUCCUCGACACGGGCCGCUUCGGCGGGUUCUGCCAGCACGGCAAGGACCUGGGGAAGAUCGUCACCAUGCACGCCAACUGCUGCGUGGGGCUGGAGAACAAGCUGUUCGAUCUCAAGAACGUGCUGGAGGACUGGAAGAUUUAUAAGAGGCGUGUCGCCGCCGGGAACACCACGGAGUACUUCUCGUGGAGGGUGCCCGGGAGGUGCAUACACUGA